Messenger RNA from Scomber scombrus (Atlantic mackerel), 3620 nucleotides. It is a transcript of the gene ark2cb, whose product is annotated as arkadia (RNF111) C-terminal like ring finger ubiquitin ligase 2Cb. Bases 140 to 1219 code for a protein of 359 amino acids. Gene Ontology annotation, molecular function: zinc ion binding; ubiquitin protein ligase activity. The transcript has 8 exons. NCBI's taxonomy places the organism in Eukaryota, Metazoa, Chordata, Actinopteri, Scombriformes, Scombridae. The record is from RefSeq and is a predicted model, not a curated record.
AGUCGUAUGGUUUGGUUUUCUUCUCCUGUAGCCAGCCAGCAUCAACCAGCCGCCUGAAUGUAGAUCCGCAUGGGCCACUACUACUCCUCCUCUUAUCUCUCCAAAUAACCCAGCGGAACCAUAAGAUAAGGAUCCCAGGAUGGUGUUAGUGCAUGUCGGAUAUCUGGUUCUUCCUGUAUUCGGCUCAGUAAGAAACAGAGGAUCCCAUUUCAACCGGCAACAGCAACAGCAGCAGCAGCAGCAGCACAGCCAUGCUACCUCUUGCCGGCAUUUCCAGUUAGGUCCUCAGGCGCCGCUGCCCAUGGACUUCCCCAUGCCCCACCCAGGGCAGCCACAGUCAGGCAUUAACCCCCACCUGGCCCCUCCCGGCCACCAGCAUGGCCCUCCGCUCCACCCGCCCCUCAACCCCCUGCCCGCCCCCCAGUUCCAGGACAUCCCCGCCCCUCCCUUCCUACCUCAGGCAUUACACCAGCAAUACCUCCUCCAGCAGCAAAUCCUCGAGGCCCAGCACCGACACAUCCUGCCACCCUCCAGUAGACGCACCCCAGAGAGAGUUCCUCACCAGCCCCACAGACUGCGGCCCGGCUAUGAGUUUGCUCCCCCUCUUCAUGUCCCUCCUCAGCCUGUGGUGCAGCAGCCCCGCUACUUGGCUGAGGGCACAGACUGGGAUCUAAGCGUAGAUGCUGGACUGCCCCCUCAGCAGUACCACAUCCACCCGCUGCCGCAGCACUAUCAGCACUACUUGACCUCUCCAAGGAUGCACCACUUCCCAAGAAACAAUGCCUCAACACAAGUGGUUGUCCAUGAGAUCAGAAACUACCCAUAUCCCCAGCUGCACUUGCUGGCUCUGCAGAGUCUCAACCCCUCCCGCCACGCGUCCGCUGUUAGAGAGAGCUACGAGGAGCUUCUGCAGCUGGAGGACAGACUGGGCAGUGUAAACCGUGGAGCAGUCCAAACCACCAUAGAGAGAUUCACUUUCCCCCAUAAGUAUAAAAAGAGAAUACCCCAGGACCUGAAGAUGUGUCUGGAUGACGAGGAACUGGACACUGAUGAGAAGUGCACCAUCUGUCUGUCAAUGCUGGAAGACGGAGAGGAUGUCAGGAGAUUACCCUGCAUGCACCUUUUCCACCAGGCGUGCGUGGACCAGUGGCUGGCUACCAGCAGGAAAUGCCCCAUAUGCAGAGUGGACAUUGAGACCCAGCUGACCCCCGACAGUUGAUAGCUGCUGUCAACUCCUGCAGCUCGGAUCCGAUCUCGUGAUUCUCCAUCGCCUCCCCCUCCUCUCUCUCUGGUGGGGAGGGGGGAGCUCUGCCAAACACCCCUCUUCCCCUCUGCAUCACUCAAUGAGCCUGCCUUCUGAGACAGCUGUGACAGAGGGAUCAACAAAGCACACUCACCUACAACACAGCGAGGGAUGGGGUUGAGGCGUAGAUAGGUGGCUGGACUGAAGGUUGGUUGAAUGGAAUUACUGGAUGUAAAAGGUAGGAGCGGACACAUAUGAACAGAUGUGCUGAGGCUUCACACGAUCCUGUCCGACUGUGCACAUUUCUACAUAAAGCUACCAAGAGAGGACACUCUGACUACCAACCUCCCCAGCUUGUGUGGCGUAUUAAGGCCAUUUCUCUGCCACUAUAUCUAAACCCCUUCCCAGGCCUGUGAAAAAUCCUUUAAGCUGCACUCUGCCCAAGCCCUCAGCACAUCUGUACAGAACAUUAUCAAAUGAUUAGCAUGAGGUUGUUUGGUGUGAACCCUUGUAGCUGAACGCUUGUGGUGUAAUGGAGUAUAGUACUGAAUAAGUAUUUACAGAGUAACAGUGUUGUGUAGCAAGCAAAAAGCCUUUUCGCUUUGAGAAAUAUGUUUGUGAAAAAUAAACCUACAGAGAGGGUGAAUACAGCUCUAACAGUGAGAAUUAUCAGCGUGUUAAAUCUCCAUAGAUAGGCGACGAGGAGAGAGCUAGUUUGUGUGUAAAAAGGCCAAAAAACCCCUCGUUCUUGUCUAGGUUUUGGAUUUACAGUUAGUAGAUGCCAUCAGAGUUGAUGCUAAACCCGCUAACUGCAGGCAUGGCUUCCCGUGAUCUGUGUAGUGUCGUAGUCGGGCCUCUAUAAUCUAGAGCAGAGGCCUGAGAUGUGCAUGCUGUAUGGCAGGCUUGGGCUGUGUUGUUAUUGUGGAGCAGUAGAAACAGGGACUGUGUCUGUGCAUGUGAACCGUAUACUAUGACUCCGACGAUCCCACUCAUUCAUAGAGGAGGACAAGAAUGCACCAAGAAAAAAUACAAAACAAAACCCUCCCCUCCCUCCCAUCUCCCUUCUUUACACCUCCUCCCCACUCAUCCCGAAUAGACCAAAGUUGCCCUUAGACACCGAUCUCAGACCAGUGUAGCAUUUUCUCUCCUAACGUUAGGAUUCAAAGAGCUGCUAACGGGUCUGUGUCUAACAGCAACUCCUCUCUGUGGCCUCGCUCAUGGCAUGAUCAUGAGAGGCCGGCAUGGGCAGUGCCUGAGUCUUGCCAUUGGAGUGAGUAAAAUCUGACAUUUGUAUUACCUUUUACCAGAACCUUAUUGCCUAUCGAACAAGCACAUGUGAUUUCUAUAUACAGUGAAUCGCCUCCGUUGUGUAUCGGCUCCUUUUCAUUUCAAUCUAAGUUGAUUAAAGACUGUCCGGUGUUACAGGGAAAAUACAAAACUAGUUUGCCUGUGAUAUGUGCUAGAAUGUGUAUGAUUGCCCCCCCCACCCCCCACCUCCCCCAUGGUAGUAGUGUAUGGUAUUACUAGAACAACUGUGAUAUGUUCAGUGAUAGAAGCCGUUUUCUCUAUAUCAUGCAUGAAACAUGUCGGCGUAGUUCACUUGAAGGAGGGUGAAAGGGAGAAAAAGCCAUCCAUUUGAAAAAUACCAAACAAUUGUUCUUAACAUUAAUUUUCAAAUUUUUAUUUCAUUGUCUUUUUUCUGCCAUUUGUUUGGUUUUUUUGUUGUUGUUUUUUUCAUUUUACUUGUAAUUUAAUUAAAUUUUUUUCUUUCUUUUUUUUAGCUCACAUGCCAAUUUGGACAUGGUACUAAUAUGCCGAGUCCUUGUCCAUUUUUAACCAUAGUGAAGAAAAAGCUGCAAUGCUGCAAACACAUAUUUAUUGUUGUUCUAAUGUAGCUUGUGUUUUGUAAAUGCACUAUAAUAUGGAGUUGCCUGAGUUUUUGGUUUGGUGGUGUGGGUUCUUAUUGUCCUAGAUUUUGUGUUUUUAUUCAGUUCCAAGUAUUUUCAUGCUUCUUUGUGUAUUAUUGGAGGGUAACUUGACUGUUUGUGUUGCGUUUUUAUUUUCUCUUUAUGUAUGAAACCUCCAUCCAAAAAACUACAGAUGGAUGAAAAUGGAGGUUUGCUAGUUCACAUAGAAUGCUGUGAUUAAAGAUGCCUUAAGUAUUUAACAAUCAUUAUUUAUUACUAACUGUAGCUAGCUAGCUAUUGUGGUGGAAUAUUUAAUGUCUCUAUCUCAUAACUUUGCAAUUUAAUCAAUAUAUUUAUUUAAAAUAACACAAAAUAUUAAAAAAAAAAAGAAUACCUCAUUAUGCAUUGGUCGGUGGGGAUGCUUUUGCAUGCCGUCUGUGUUUUUUUUUUUCAAAGGAGAAAAAAAGAAA